ACGCAAUAUUGUACGCGGAAGUGACAUCAUUUAUAAAUACUCGCGUAAGAAUCCACCUUCCGGCUACAUACACAGAGCAAGCGGAGUGACAUCGGUUCUGGAUCCUCUCAAACCUCUUUGGCUUUCAUUGUAAGCUGACUCGACGCAGUUUGGAAAGCCCUGCCACGGACCCUCCUCGCACCCUGAAGAUGAGUGACGGAGAGUGUGACUUCUUUUGCUUCUUCCGCUGCUGUUGAGCUCGUUCAGCUCAUAUCCCGCCCUCGAGGCAGACAGACAGACAGACAGACAGACAGACAGACAGACAGGCAGGAAGACCGGCUAGUAUCGUCUCUGUAGCCUCACUAGAACUCCCCAAUAGAGGACCAAUCCACGGCAGACAAAGCCCCCAAAAGAGGCGGAGCUUCGAACAAGACACUUUUUUUUGAUUUUAUUGGUUUUUGCCAAUCCGUCCAGGUGUGCUCCGACAGGUAGGCGGGGCCGUCCACCUGUCUGGGUUGAUCUGAUUGGCCGUCCCGGAUGUCUGUGGAUAUGAACAGCCAGGCGUCGGACAGCAAUGAGGAAGACUACGGCGUGAACUCGGAGGAGGACGAGGAGGAGGACGAUGGGGACGACGACGAAGAGGACGAGGACCCGGGCGACAUCGCCGACUAUUAUGAAGGCGUGGCCAGCGACGUGGAGCAGCAGGGCGCGGACUCGUUCGACCCCGAGGAGUACCAGUUCACCUGCCUCACGUACAAGGAGAGCCAGCGGGUGCUGAGCGAGGAGGUGAACAACGUGGCGGCAUUGCUGAAGGUAUUACCGGCGGUAGCUAAACUGGUGCUCGUGCAUUUUCACUGGCAGGUGUCACUAAUACUUGACAGAUACCAGUCCAACUCCUCUCUUCUGAUGUCCGAUGCCCUGGUGCAGCCCAGUAGUACUUGCAGAACACUCACAGCCCCUCAGUCCCUCCAGUGUGGGGUGUGUCUCCAGGUGGUGCGACGCGACGCCCUAUUGGCCCUGCCCUGUCAGCACUCCUUCUGCAAGGCAUGCUGGGAGCAGCACUGCACCGUGCUCGUCAAGGACGGCCUGGGAGUGGGUGUUUCGUGCAUGGCUCAGGACUGUUCCUUGCAAAUGCCAGAGGACUUUGUGCUUCCUCUCUUGCCGGGAGAAGAGCUGAAAGACAAGUACAGACGUUACCUCUUCAGGGACUACGUGGAGAGCCACUUCCAGCUCCAGCUGUGUCCCGGGGCGGACUGCCCCAUCGUGAUCCAGGUUGAGGAGCCGCGGGCCCGCAGGGUGCAGUGCAGCCGCUGCAUGGAGGUCUUCUGUUUUAAAUGCCGCCAGAUGUACCACGCCCCCACGGACUGCCCCACCAUCCGGAAAUGGCUGACCAAAUGCGCAGACGACUCGGAGACGGCAAACUACAUCAGCGCACACACUAAAGAUUGUCCCAAGUGCAAUAUCUGCAUUGAGAAGAAUGGCGGUUGCAACCACAUGCAAUGCUCCAAGUGCAAACACGACUUCUGCUGGAUGUGUCUGGGCGACUGGAAGACCCACGGCAGCGAGUACUACGAGUGCAGCCGCUACAAGGAGAACCCCGACAUCGUGAACCAGAGCCAGCAGGCCCAGGCCCGUGAGGCCCUGAAGAAGUACCUCUUCUACUUUGAGAGGUGGGAGAACCACAACAAGUCCCUCCAGCUGGAGGCCCAGACGUACCAGCGCAUCCAGGAGAAGAUCCAGGAGCGGGUGAUGAACAACCUGGGCACCUGGAUCGACUGGCAGUACCUCCAGAACGCGGCCAAACUGCUGGCCAAGUGUCGCUAUACGCUUCAGUACACCUACCCCUACGCCUACUACAUGGAGUCUGGGCCUCGCAAGAAACUGGUGAGCAACAUGACAACAAAUCCCUCUCCAUCCCUAGUGUUUGAGUACCAGCAGGCCCAGCUGGAGGCAGAGAUCGAGAACCUGUCCUGGAAGGUGGAGCGCGCAGACAGCUACGAGAGAGGCGUGGUGGUUGGGGGCGAGGGCGAGCUCAGUGCCAACGACAGAGGGGAUCUGGAGAAUCAAAUGCACAUCGCAGAGCAGAGGAGACGCACACUGCUGAAGGACUUCCACGACACCUGAAGCCCCAAACGCGUCCGCCAAACACCAGCAUGCCCCCCCCCCCCGCCCCGCCAUCCUCCCUUCCUCACAUCCUUGACCGUCUCACGGUCCAUACAUCCUUCACUUCACACCUCCUCCUCUCCUCAUCUCUGCUUUCCUAACUCCUAUUACCUCACCCGCGUGUGUUUGUGUGCGUGUGUGUGUGUGUGUGUGUGUGUGUGUGUGUCUCUCUCUCACUCACACCCAUCGAUCCCUGUCUCACCCGUCUCCCUCUCUCUCCCUCUCUGGCUGUGGUCUGGCAGGGGUGGGCAGAAUGGCACGAUUGUAUCCUCCUCUUCAUAGGGAAUCCCCCCCCCCCCCCCCCCUCCACUCACUUUGCUUCUCAACAUCCUUCAGUUUCCAGAAGAUCUGGUUUGCAGCAGCUGUCGUGUGUCACUCUUGGCGGUUCCAAGACUUCUCGGCUUUCGCAGUGCGGUCACCCCGACGACGCCGUGUCUCGUGUUCGUACCCAAAUGAAGACGUUCCCCCGGGUGUACAGCUCAUCAAACGCUUACCGUUUGACCGCUUUAGAUUUCGUUCAGUAGGACUGCACAAUUUAUUUGAUGAAAUGGAUAACGUUAAACUCUAUGAAAGAGCCACCAAAUGUUAAAUUUGAACUGCAGGGGAGGGCUGGUGAGGCAGGCAUUUGUGACUUUCUGAUUGGUUCUGAAUCUGUGCUGGGGGGGGGGGGGAGAGGAGUGUCCUUCUGCCAAGUAUAAAGCACCUGAACUCACUUGGUAUCAAUUAGAGCCGGUCAGAAAUUGUGAUUGCGUUUGGUCUAUGAUGGUGCCAUGACAGUGUGGCUAGAUGUUAUUUGCCGUGUUUAUAUAUAUUUUUUGUGAUUUCUAACAAUGCAAGAUGAACUCGAUAAAGGUGGAUGUAAAAAAAAUCUUUAUCUGAUGUUGGUAAAAAUGUAGAUCUUCUCCUAAUGUCCCCGACCCCCACCCAGUGAUCGGACUGUGAAAGCCCAGCUGAACCUAAGAGCAUAACCCAUACGUCCAUUUAAUACUCUGCUCAUUGUAAAUCAAGCGCAUGCACGUGCACACCACAACACUCGCGUCAUUGCACACACACAAGCGCACGCACACAUCCAUGCUCAAACACUCCGGAAUGAAAAAAAUAAAUAAACAAGCUAUUAAUUUGCCUCCUUAUACCUUUUUGUCCAUUUAUUUUAUUUGUAUGGUAGUGUUUAUUUUUUCCCCUUCAAUUUUUUGUUUCCUAUUUGUUUUGUUUCCUUCUGGAAUAUGGCGUUCGAAGAAGAAAAACAGAACGAAAGACCCCAAAAAAUGAUGUAAUUUUCAACGGUUGUACAUUAAUACAGAACUAGUUACUGAGAGUUUUUAAAACCGGCA
Messenger RNA from Gadus macrocephalus (Pacific cod), 3473 nucleotides. RefSeq names its product ariadne homolog 2 (Drosophila) (gene arih2). NCBI's taxonomy places the organism in Eukaryota, Metazoa, Chordata, Actinopteri, Gadiformes, Gadidae. The record is from RefSeq and is a predicted model, not a curated record. Bases 517 to 2103 code for a protein of 528 amino acids. Gene Ontology annotation, biological process: protein polyubiquitination; ubiquitin-dependent protein catabolic process; positive regulation of proteasomal ubiquitin-dependent protein catabolic process. The transcript has 15 exons. Gene Ontology annotation, cellular component: ubiquitin ligase complex; cytoplasm. Gene Ontology annotation, molecular function: zinc ion binding; ubiquitin protein ligase activity; ubiquitin conjugating enzyme binding.